CACCAGCAUCAUGGCUUUCCUUCAGCUCUUCUCUUGCCUGGCCUUUAUGGCUGCAGCCUCAGGCUGUGGCAUCCCAGCUAUUGAGCCGGCCCUAUCUGGUCUGGCCAGGAUUGUCAAUGGCGAAGAUGCUGUUCCUGGUUCUUGGCCUUGGCAAGUCUCUCUGCAGAGAUCAGGUUCCCACUUCUGCGGGGGGUCCCUCCUCAGUGAGAACUGGGUGGUCACAGCUGCUCAUUGCGGUGUCAGGACAAGUGACAAGGUAGUUGCUGGGGAAUUUAACCUGAACUCUGAUGAGGAAGACAUCCAAGUUCUGCAGAUAGACAAGGUCUUUAAAAACAGCAAGUAUAACACAGUCACUGUUAGCAAUGACAUCACCCUGCUGAAGCUGGCUACACCUGCACGCAUCCAGGAGAACGUGUCCCCUGUGUGCCUGCCCACUGCCAGUGAAGAUUUCCCUUCAGGCACCACCUGUGUUACAACUGGCUGGGGCAAGACCAGAUAUACCGCCCUCACAGUCCCAGAUAAGCUCCAGCAGGCAGCUCUGCCCCUGCUGUCCAACGCUGAAUGCAAGCAGUACUGGGGAAGCAAGAUCAAAGACACCAUGAUCUGUGCCGGUGCCAGUGGUGUUUCUUCCUGCAAGGGUGACUCUGGUGGACCCCUGGUUUGCUUGAAUAGAGGUGCCUGGACCCUGGUUGGUGUUGUCUCCUGGGGAAGUGGUGUCUGUUCCACCACCACCCCUGCUGUGUACACCCGAGUCACUGAACUCCUGCCCUGGAUUGAUGAAAUCCUGACUAACAACUGAGCUGCUCACAGGCUGAAGAAAACUCUUCCCUUCCCUCACCUCCAAUAAAUAUAUCUGUGCAGGAUC
This is a messenger RNA of Trichosurus vulpecula (common brushtail), 865 nucleotides long. Its product is annotated as chymotrypsinogen B-like. Lineage: Eukaryota; Metazoa; Chordata; Mammalia; Diprotodontia; Phalangeridae. Gene Ontology annotation, biological process: proteolysis. Gene Ontology annotation, molecular function: serine-type endopeptidase activity. The record is from RefSeq and is a predicted model, not a curated record. The coding region runs from base 11 to 799 and encodes 262 amino acids. The transcript is spliced from 7 exons.